GAGGAGAGCCAGCGAGCGAACGCGCGCGCACCAGAGCCGCUUCUCCGCCUCUGCGUCGAGCAGCCCCAGACAGCAGCGGCUGAAGCGGAGGAGACCCGCAGAGCUGCGAACGCGCCCGGCCGCCGCGAGCACGGCGGAAACCUCGCCGUCCCCCCCACGCGCGUCCCCCAGACACGCACCCAGGCAGAGCCGCGCUGGAACGCGAGGGCAGCCCGGAAAGCUUGAGCCGGAGCCUUGCUGCCGUUGACGCUUCGGCGGUCCCUCCGCUUCUCCACCUGCCUUCCCACGCCGCCCUCCCAGAUCCCUCCGGGCCGCCCGUGUCCCUCCAGCUUCCCGACCCAGCCUCUCUUGGGCGGCAGCGACUGAACGGAGACGCCAUGGGGAAGGAACCGCCGGGCAAGAAGGAGGGAUGCGAUUGCAAGCGGUUCCUGAAGAACAACUGGCUGCUUCUCAGCACCAUCCUAGCCGUGGUUCUGGGAAUAGGACUAGGAGUUGCUGUUCGAGAAUAUGGAAAGCUCUCCAACUUGGACAAAUUUUACUUUGCAUUUCCUGGAGAAGUUCUGAUGAGAAUGCUCAAACUCAUCAUAUUGCCAUUAAUUAUAUCAAGCAUGAUAACAGGUGUUGCUGCAUUGGACUCCAGUGUUUCUGGAAAGAUUGGCCUGCGAGCAGUUGUGUACUACUUCUUCACUACUGCCUUAGCUGUAAUUUUAGGGAUUGUAUUGGUUGUGACUAUCAAACCAGGAGUAUCUCAGAAAGCUGAUGAAAUUGACAGGAUGGGUAGCACUCCGGAAGUGUCUACAGUGGAUGCCAUGUUAGACUUAAUUAGAAAUAUGUUCCCAGAAAAUCUUGUUCAGGCCUGCUUCCAACAGUAUAAGACCAAACGUGAAGAAAUAAAAAUCACAAGCACAGAUAAAAAUGGAACCUUUCCUACAGAUGAACCAAUCACAGCUAUAAUGCCAACUGAGACCUCGCAGAACAAAACUAAAGAAUACAAAAUAGUGGGCAUGUAUUCGGAUGGUAUUAAUGUGCUUGGAUUGAUAGUCUUUUGUCUUGUCUUCGGAAUCGUUAUUGGGAAAAUGGGAGAAAAAGGACAAGUGCUGGUGGAUUUUUUCAAUGCCCUGAACGAUGCCACAAUGUAUAUAGUUCAGAUAAUUAUGUGGUAUAUGCCUCUAGGUAUUUUGUUUUUGAUUGCUGGAAAGAUAAUAGAAGUUGAAGACUGGGAGAUUUUUCGCAAAUUAGGUCUUUAUAUGGCCACUGUGUUGAGUGGACUUGCAAUCCAUUCUGUGGUAAUUCUACCACUAAUAUAUUUAAUCAUAGUGCGGAAGAAUCCAUACCAGUUUGCCAUAGGUAUGGCUCAAGCACUAUUGACCGCACUCAUGAUUUCUUCCAGUUCAGCCACCUUACCAGUAACUUUUCGCUGUGCAGAAGAAAAAAAUCAUGUUGACAAGAGAAUUACUCGAUUUGUUUUACCAGUUGGAGCAACUAUCAACAUGGAUGGAACAGCACUGUAUGAAGCAGUAGCUGCUGUUUUUAUUGCACAGCUUAAUGACUUAGAGCUAGACAUUGGCCAAAUAGUGACCAUAAGUGUGACAGCCACAGCCGCCAGCAUUGGAGCAGCAGGGGUACCACAGGCGGGCCUUGUUACCAUGGUGAUUGUACUGAGUGCAGUGGGACUGCCAGCUGAAGAUGUUACCCUCAUUAUUGCCGUGGACUGGCUUCUGGAUCGAUUCAGAACAAUGGUUAAUGUUCUUGGUGAUGCCUUUGGAACUGGAGUUGUGGAAAAACUCUCCAAAAUGGAACUAGAGCAGAUGGACACCAUCUCUGAAGUUAACAUUGUGAAUCCUUUUGCUUUGGAAACAACCGACAGUGAGGAAAAAGAGACAAAAAAAUCCUAUGUGAAUGGAGCUUUUGCAGUUGAUAAGUCUGACACCAUAUCAUUCACCCAGACAUCACAAUUCUAAAGUCGAUUGACUAACAGAGGACCACAUUGGAUUAAAGGACAUGAGAGACCCUAAGUCAAUCCAUAUCUUGGGAUCAUUACACUAUCGAUUCCUCAUGCUGUUCUUUGUCUUCUGCCUGUAUUCCUACAGGCAUACAGAGAAAAGAAUAUAUAUCUAUAUAUAUCUAUAUCUCACAAUUCCCAUUUCCCUCAGCCAUUCAAAAACAGAGAAUGCAGCCAUUCCUCCUGUUGUACAGGCUGCCCAUACUAUAUUUCCCCACAACUGGGAACAUGGGCUCGUUCUUCCCAGUCAAUUGAUGAGAGGCAGCCAUCCAUGUUCAGAGCUGUGGAGAUUUCUUCAGGAGGCCCAAUACAGAAAUAUAAGUAUAUUCUCGAGCCUAGUUAUGUUGUCAGAAAAAAUGUUCCGUCAUAGUUGAGAAUGAAUGUUAGCACUCUAAGAUUCCUCAGCAGCACCUGUCUAAGAUUCUGAAUUGAAAUCUUUUAGCGAGAUUCAGAGGAUAAAUACAUUUCUUUGGGACAGAUUGUCUUUGGCUCGUAGUUAUCACAGGAUUCGGUCAUUGUGUACAGAUAUAUGAAAAAGCCAGGUUAUAAAAAUAUUAAUCUUUUAAAAAGCUGUGUCGUAUUUCUAGGGAUUCUUAGAUGUCUGCUUACUAUGACCAUUCCCAGAAGUUGGAGCAAUGAGCUGGAACAAGCUAUUUAUGAGGAAUAAUAAAACAGUAUUUCCAGAUGCACAGAAUUCCAUGCACAGAAUUAUUUUUUAAAAUGAUAUCCUCACUAUUCUUAUAUUCCAAUUGCUACUGAGACAUUUCUCUUUAAAUUGAUUCUGUGCAAAAAUAAUUACUCCUGUAGCUAAUUAACUAUUAAAUAGAAAAAACAGAAGGAUAGUUCUGGAGUAAGUGUGAAGUUUUUGAAAAUAUAUGUGUAUUUUUAAAUCUUGUUGUUGAAAUUGGAAAUUAUUACUUGAGAACUUUAUAUUUUCAUUUCCAUUAGAAAUUACAGCUAUGACAUAGUGGAACUUCUUGAAUAAUCCAAUCACAACAGCUUUGCAGCAAACUACAGUAAACCCUAAUAAUGUAGUUUUCCUCAUUUGGUAAUCUUCUUUUGGAAGCUGUAAGACACAAUUUUAGAGCUUUCUGUUUGAUAGAGGAGAUAAAAGAAUGCAUUUCAUGGGUAUACAAGCAAACUAUAAUUUCAUAUCUUUCCUCUAGUCUCCUGUCCAUUCCAAUCCAAAUUCCUUAUGUGUCAUUGCAGAUGCUAUUCUAUCGAGGGAGAGGGUGUAAUUGAAUACAACCCUAACUUCACAGCUAUUCACUGAAUGGCUUAGAGAAAAUGUAUGUUUUUAAAGUAUUGCAUUUACUGUAUGUGAUUCACUGCAUGUUGUUUGUUUGCUUCUUUGUUUAAUCUUGUAACUGAAUCAGAAAGCUUGCAGUACCAAAAUACAGGUCUCAUGACCGAGAAGCAGGCUUAUGGUGAAUUAUAUACCAGCUUGUCUACCAGCAUAUACACCUUGACUGGUGAAAGAUAAAAUAGCAGCCUUUUAUGAAAGUUCAUAGUGUAGAGUAAUGGAGAUGUAUUCUCAUAUGGACCAUUUGAGUGUGAUUUCUUUAUGAAAACAUUCCGUACUGUUAAAUAGUUCAUCUAGUUAGUGCUUAACACCAAUACCUAUGGUGCAGUUUUAUUCUCUCUUGAAAAACAUUAUUGCAGAAGAUAAAACUUUUCUUUGGACAUUGCCGGUUAGCUACGUAACACAAACUGAAAUUCAUAGAAGAUAAUGAUUUUGUAAAUAAGCUUGUGCUAAUUUGAAAAAAAUGCACUUAAUUACUAUCAACGAACAACGAAUCUGUAGCCUUAGACAGUCUUACACUGUUCUGUUCAAUAAAUAAUCCAGGUACGUGCCAAAGAACACUGAAAAGUAACUAUUCAAAUAAUCAUGUUUUGAUAAAUUGCACCUUAAUUGUGUGAAAGGCAUAAUACUGUACUGUAUGUAUUUAAAUAUAAUAAGCUAUAAAUGAAAUGCGCAAAGUGCAAACAUUGAUCUGUUUGUACAAAUAAAGGAGUGUACAGUGUAAAUCUUGUGCAAAAUUAUUUUUUAAAAAACAUUUGUACAGCUUUGCUAUUGUUAGGGGGAGAAAUGUUCUUAAUAGUAUUUUGCCUUUUCCUUGCACCCUUCAAUACUAUACAUGUUCCCUUUCUUUGAUUUCAAUAAAUAGUUUGAUCAUCCAGUC
Pantherophis guttatus is the source of this 4185-nucleotide messenger RNA. It is a transcript of the gene SLC1A1, whose product is annotated as solute carrier family 1 member 1. Gene Ontology annotation, cellular component: plasma membrane. Gene Ontology annotation, molecular function: L-glutamate transmembrane transporter activity; L-cysteine transmembrane transporter activity; glutamate:sodium symporter activity. Gene Ontology annotation, biological process: L-glutamate transmembrane transport. Lineage: Eukaryota; Metazoa; Chordata; Lepidosauria; Squamata; Colubridae. The record is from RefSeq and is a predicted model, not a curated record.